GCUCAGUCUAAGUUUCUAGGCAAAACUGGCGUGCCUGGGCAUCCCUAUGUUUCCCGCUCUUCAACCAAAACCAAAUCAUCGUCAGUUGUUUGCUUUGCUCGCCUGGAGUGCCUGAGCUACUAAAUUGUACUGUGUAGGGCCUCGUUCACCUUUUGCGAUUCUAUCCAGUUCUAGGGCAGCAGAACCAGGCAUGAAUGACGCCUGACCUGUUGCUUAGGCAGGCAGAGGCGUGGUUCAAUGGUUCCUGUUCCUGUUCCCGUUCCUACUCCUGUUCCUGCUCCUGUCGUUGGUGCGGGAGCGGGUGCGUACUGGCUGUUAUUAGAGGCACUACCUACACUACACUGCUACUACGGAGCACAGUUGACCGCCCUUCUGCGGCUAAUGUCCAUAGCGGAUGAAGAACCACCGUGAUUCUCGAGUUUUCCAAUAAUCGUUCCAUGCUUCUGAUCCGCGGACGACAACGGCGCUAUUCAUCUGCUAAAUGCGUAGUGUACUCGACCAUAACGUUCUAUCAUUCCAGAGAUAAUAAUAACACGGUGACGAAGCAGAUCCAUCACAAAUACCUGUGCCAGUAUAUCAGACUACUCCCGCCGGAAGAAUUAUUUCAGAGGCCUCCGGAGAUUGUCCGAAUAAUGCAGGCACCUAGAUUCAUAGGCACGCAGGGUCAAUACGGUAGCAGCUCCGUCGCAAUCUUAGUGCAGUGGAGCCAGCUCUCCAGCAAGGGUCAUAUCUGUCUAGAGCACUCGAAUU
Molecule: messenger RNA, 750 nt
Organism: Aaosphaeria arxii CBS 175.79
Lineage: Eukaryota; Fungi; Ascomycota; Dothideomycetes; Pleosporales
Exons: 1
Coding region: 238-411 (57 amino acids)
Source: RefSeq, a predicted model, not a curated record